ACUGUGCAACUUUGGACGAGUCCUUCCCUCGGUGGCCCGCAUCCCCACACCCUGCUCUCACCCACUGUGCUUCCUCCCCUCCAGGAGGGUGGACGUGCUCCUCAUGACUCCCUGGUUUGCUCCCAUCAUCUGGGACGGGACCUAUGACUCUGACAUCCUGAACGCACAAUUCAAAAACACCACCAUCGGGGUGGUGGUGUUUGCUAUCAAAAAAUACGUGGUCUUCCUGAAGCUGUUCCUGGAGACGGCAGAGAAGUACUUCAUGGUGGGUCACAGGGUCAUCUACUACAUCUUAACCGACCGGCCGGCGGACGUGCCCCAGAUCCCCCUCCAGGAAGGAAGGCGAGUGGUGAUCCUCCAGGUCCGAAACUACACGCGCUGGCAGGACGUGGUCUUGCACCGCAUGGAGAUGAUCAGCAACUUCUCCCAGCAGCGCUUCCUCCAUGAGGUCGAUUACCUUGUGUCCGCGGACAUCGACAUGAAGUUCAGCGACCACGUGGGUGUGGAGAUCCUGUCGUCUCUCUUUGGCACCCUCCAUCCCGGUUUCUAUGCCAGCGAUCGCCGGCGUUUCACCUAUGAACGCCGCCCAUUGUCUCAGGCCUACAUUCCGGAGGACGAGGGUGAUUUUUACUAUGCAGCAGCCUUGUAUGGGGGG
Equus quagga is the source of this 655-nucleotide messenger RNA. Its product is annotated as histo-blood group ABO system transferase 1-like. Gene Ontology annotation, biological process: carbohydrate metabolic process. The record is from RefSeq and is a predicted model, not a curated record. Gene Ontology annotation, molecular function: glycoprotein-fucosylgalactoside alpha-N-acetylgalactosaminyltransferase activity. NCBI's taxonomy places the organism in Eukaryota, Metazoa, Chordata, Mammalia, Perissodactyla, Equidae. Gene Ontology annotation, cellular component: Golgi apparatus; vesicle; membrane. The annotation marks the transcript as partial. The transcript has 2 exons.